Peromyscus eremicus (cactus mouse) is the source of this 5660-nucleotide messenger RNA. RefSeq names its product diacylglycerol kinase zeta (gene Dgkz). The transcript is spliced from 31 exons. NCBI's taxonomy places the organism in Eukaryota, Metazoa, Chordata, Mammalia, Rodentia, Cricetidae. The coding region runs from base 1713 to 5078 and encodes 1121 amino acids. The record is from RefSeq and is a predicted model, not a curated record. Gene Ontology annotation, molecular function: ATP-dependent diacylglycerol kinase activity; protein binding. Gene Ontology annotation, cellular component: nucleus. Gene Ontology annotation, biological process: diacylglycerol metabolic process; intracellular signal transduction; regulation of synaptic transmission, glutamatergic.
UGUGUAUGUGUGUAUGUGUGUGCACGCAGGCGUGUGCAUAGUGGACUCGUAAGUGUUCGCUGGAUGGCCCCGACUGUGGUAGGAAACCAGCCCUCUUCUGGAACUCACCUCCUGUCCAGUCUCCAUGCUGCUUUCCCAGCACAGCUACCUCCCUGCUCACUGAUUGCAGGAGCUCUGUCCCCUGGACCCACUUCCUUCUCCUUACACCCUAUACUGGCCCUGAAGCUACCUGCCCAAGACUCAUGGCAAGGACAGAUGGAGGACUGAGAUCAGGUGCUACAUAUAUUAGGUGGGACUAUACUCCCAGCCUGUCCUUCCUGUUGCUCGUUGAUGGUUAAGGUACCCCAUCCCUGCUCUGGGCUUCAGCCAGGCCCCAAUAGGCGGGAAUUGUCUGUACUCGUUCGUGGUUGUCAUUUGUCCCAUGGCUGUGACUUAGGCCUCCACGACUGCUCUUUGGAGGUAUCACUUUCAACUGACGGGAGGCUUCCCGCCAUUCCUCAGGUGUAGGAGAGGUGUGAGCAGGGAAGCUGACUCCAGUGGCCUGGGAAGGAGGAAAGAGAGAACAGGGAGUAGGUAAAGGGAGAGGGCCUCUGGAGAGCUUGCAUGGCCUGGUACACACCCAGGGUGGCGACCAAGGCCCCUGCCUCCCUGCAGGAGGCAGUAUGGGUCAUCUCAAGCUUAGGAUUAUGAGCCUGAGGCUUCAAGCCUUGGAGUCUGGGGACAGUGUAGUGUACUGGGUCCCUAGGCAGGAAGGUUUAAGGAAUUUUCAGGCAUCACACCUUGGGCUAUCCAUACUCUGCUCUUAAGAAAGGUGAGACAGAGCCACUCAGUACCAGGAAGUUCUCAGAGAUGUAUACACAUGGCAUCCAGAAUUCAGAAGGCUUUUCUUUUCUUUUUUUGGUUUUUUUUUUUUUUUUUGAGACAGGGUUUCUCCAUGUAGUUUUGGUGCCUUUCCUGGAACUCACUCGGUAGACCAGGCUGGCCUCAAACUCACAGAGAUCCGCCUGGCUCUGCCUCCCGAGUGCUGGGAUUAAAGGUGUGCGCCACCACCGCCGGCAGAAGGCUUUUCUUUUAGCCUAAGCCUCUUACUGCAUCCCCCAAGUUAAGACAAGAGCACUCUUUCCUGGGGGUGGUGAGGGACAUGUCUUUCCAACUCUCUAAAGCCUGGUUUCCCAGUGUCUAAACCCAAAGUUGGGGCUGAGUGUAGGGAUUUCAUCAGGACUGAGAUCCCUUGCAGAGAGCCUGAGAAUUUUUUUUUUUUUCUUAAUUGCACUGUAUCCCAGGAGAGGAACCCAGCCUGGUCCAUGUUGGGGCAAAAGGAAGGCCAGAUGAGAGGGAACACUCCAGGGCCCUACAGUCUCCGUAGGCAGAGUCUGAUCCCCAGACUGCCUUUUGUUUUCAUUUCUGGCAGGGUAGAUGAGGACCCUUUAGACGCAAGUCUCUGUUGGUUCUAGUGCCUGGGCAGGUGAAGCCCGUCUCCCAAAAACUCCUGGGGUAGAAUUUGGGGAAUCCUAGCUGGGAACAGUAUCUGCUCUGACUAGCUGUAAGCCUGAGUUCCCUGAUCUUCCUGGUCCCUGCAAGCACUUUAAUGGAGGCCACAGUGUCCUCAUCCCUCGCACUGAAGUGUCCCUUGUUUGCUGGUAGGGCACAGGUGGGCUUCAGCUUAGUCCAGCUCCUGACACUCUGAGUCUGUAUGCCCAACAGCCCCUGGCAUGGAGACCUUCUUUAGGAGGCAUUUCCAACGGAAGGCACCAGGUCCUGGAGAAAGGCUGCAGCGGUCCAGUGGUGUGGGGCUGCCCACAGGCAAGGCUCGACGCCGCUCCCCUGCAGGGCAGGCCUCCUCCUCACUGGCCCAGAGGCGCCGCUCCAGUGCACAGCUCCAGGGCUGUUUCCCCAGAUGCAGGGUGGGCACCCAAGCCAGCCGCAGGCGGUCCAGCACUGCACCCCCUGCCUGCAAUCCUCGCUUUAUGGUGGAUAUGGUGCCCACCUUACAGCCUGCCACUGUUGGGGCCCAGCUUCUGGGUACACCCCUGCUGUUGGCUGGGCUCAUGGGCAUGAAGGAGGAGGAGGAAGGGGCCCAGGAGGGAGAUGAGACAGCCGGGGAAUCAAGUGAUGCCAAACCAGGUACCAGGACACCAAGGCCCUCCUCACACCAGGGCACCUGGCCAUUGCUUCCCAUGCCCCGCUGCCUACGCAGAGCCUCGUCCCACUUGCUCCCUGCUGACGUGGUGUAUGGCCAUACCCUCUGGGGCCUGCAUGGGCACUAUCGUCGCCUCAGCCAGCGGUGGCCCUCAGGCCAACACCCGGGUCUUGGGGGCCGAAGCCAAAGAGCCUCGGGCACUGCAGCAGGCCCCAUGAUACCUGCCCGUGUGCGUCCACUGUCUCGCAGACGCCAGGUAGCUCUAAGGCGGAAGUCAGCUGGACCCCAGCCCUGGAACACCCUGCUUAUGAAAGCCAUCUCCAAGUCAGGCCUCCAGCACCUGGCACCCCCUCCUCCCACGUCUGGGGCCCCGUGUGGUGAAUCUGAGCGGCAGAUCCGGAGCACUGUGGACUGGAGUGAGUCAGCAGCGUAUGGGGAGCACAUCUGGUUUGAGACCAACGUGUCCGGUGACUUCUGCUAUGUCGGGGAGCAGUACUGCGUAGCUAAGAUGCUGCAGAAGUCAGUGCCCAGAAGAAAGUGUGCAGCCUGUAAGAUUGUGGUGCACACCCCAUGCAUUGAGCAGCUGGAGAAGAUCAAUUUUCGCUGUAAGCCAUCCUUCCGUGAGUCAGGCUCCAGGAAUGUUCGUGAGCCAACCUUCGUAAGACACCACUGGGUGCACAGGCGACGUCAGGAUGGCAAGUGUCGGCACUGUGGGAAGGGCUUCCAGCAGAAGUUCACUUUCCACAGCAAGGAGAUCGUGGCCAUCAGUUGCUCCUGGUGCAAGCAGGCAUACCACAGCAAGGUGUCCUGCUUCAUGCUGCAGCAGAUUGAGGAACCCUGCUCCCUAGGGGUGCAUGCAGCUGUGGUCAUCCCACCCACCUGGAUCCUCCGGGCCCGGAGGCCCCAGAAUACCCUCAAGGCCAGCAAGAAGAAAAAGAGAGCGUCCUUCAAGAGGAGAUCCAGCAAGAAAGGACCUGAGGAAGGCCGAUGGAGACCCUUCAUCAUCAGGCCCACCCCAUCCCCCCUCAUGAAGCCCCUGCUGGUGUUUGUGAACCCCAAGAGUGGGGGCAACCAGGGCGCUAAGAUUAUCCAGUCUUUCCUGUGGUAUCUGAAUCCUCGACAAGUCUUUGACCUGAGCCAGGGGGGACCCAGGGAGGCGCUGGAAAUGUACCGCAAAGUGCAUAAUUUGAGGAUUCUGGCUUGCGGGGGUGACGGCACGGUUGGCUGGAUUCUGUCCACCCUGGACCAGCUGCGCUUAAAACCACCACCCCCUGUGGCCAUCCUGCCCCUGGGUACUGGCAAUGACCUGGCCCGUACUCUCAACUGGGGUGGGGGUUACACAGAUGAGCCUGUGUCAAAGAUCCUUUCCCAUGUAGAGGAGGGCAAUGUGGUACAGCUGGACCGCUGGGACCUGCGAGCAGAGCCCAACCCUGAGGCAGGACCUGAGGAGCGAGAUGAUGGAGCCACUGACCGGCUGCCCCUGGAUGUCUUCAACAACUACUUCAGUCUGGGCUUUGAUGCCCACGUCACCCUGGAGUUUCAUGAGUCUCGAGAAGCCAACCCAGAGAAGUUCAACAGCCGCUUUCGGAAUAAGAUGUUCUAUGCUGGGACGGCCUUCUCUGACUUCCUGAUGGGCAGCUCCAAGGACUUAGCCAAGCACAUCAGAGUAGUGUGUGAUGGAAUGGACCUAACCCCCAAGAUCCAGGACCUGAAACCCCAGUGCAUCGUUUUUCUGAACAUCCCCAGGUACUGUGCAGGCACCAUGCCCUGGGGCCACCCUGGGGAGCACCAUGACUUUGAGCCCCAGCGGCAUGAUGAUGGCUACCUCGAGGUCAUCGGCUUUACCAUGACAUCCUUGGCCGCACUGCAGGUGGGUGGGCACGGCGAGCGGCUGACCCAGUGCCGAGAAGUCCUGCUCACCACGGCCAAGGCCAUCCCUGUGCAGGUGGACGGUGAGCCCUGCAAGCUUGCAGCAUCGCGUAUUCGAAUUGCCCUGCGCAACCAGGCCACCAUGGUGCAGAAGGCCAAGCGCCGGAGUGCUGCUCCACUGCAUAGCGAUCAGCAGCCGGUUCCCGAGCAGCUGCGGAUCCAGGUGAGCAGGGUCAGCAUGCACGACUAUGAGGCUCUACAUUACGACAAGGAGCAGCUCAGGGAGGCCUCUGUGCCUCUGGGCACCGUGGUGGUCCCUGGAGACAGUGACCUAGAGCUCUGCCGUGCCCACAUCGAGAGACUCCAGCAGGAGCCCGAUGGUGCUGGAGCCAAGUCCCCAAUGUCCCACCAGCUGUCCUCCAAGUGGUGUUUCUUGGAUGCCACCACUGCCAGCCGUUUCUACAGGAUUGACAGGGCCCAGGAACACCUCAACUAUGUGACAGAGAUUGCCCAGGACGAGAUUUAUAUCCUAGACCCUGAGCUGCUGGGGGCAUCAGCCCGGCCUGACCUCCCCACCCCUACCUCCCCGCUCCCUGCCUCCCCCUGUUCCCCUAUACCCCGGUCACUGCAGGGGGAUGCCGCACCACCUCAAGGUGAAGAGCUGAUUGAAGCCGCCAAGAGGAAUGACUUCUGCAAGCUCCAGGAGCUACACCGAGCAGGAGGAGACCUCAUGCACCGGGACCAACAGAGCCGCACACUCUUGCACCACGCGGUCAGCACGGGCAGUAAGGAAGUGGUCCGCUAUCUGCUGGACCAUGCGCCCCCGGAGAUUCUCGAUGCGGUGGAGGAGAACGGGGAGACCUGUCUCCACCAGGCAGCCGCCCUGGGUCAGCGCACCAUCUGUCACUACAUCGUAGAAGCCGGGGCCUCCCUCAUGAAGACAGACCAGCAGGGCGACACUCCCCGGCAGCGAGCUGAGAAGGCUCAGGACACAGAGCUAGCUGCCUACCUGGAAAACAGACAGCAUUACCAGAUGAUCCAGCGUGAGGACCAGGAGACGGCUGUGUAGUUGAGGGGACCAUGGAUCAGCGAGGGACACUACCAGAGGACGGGAGCUCUCCUUGCCCACACCUCACUGCCACAUUCCUGUUGGAUGGCCAUGGGGGGACCCUGCCCAGGGGAGGAGCCCCGUGCAACCCCCUGAGAAGCCGCUCAGAUCUAGGGCUGGACUCUGAGGAGCUGGACUCUCACCUGUCCUUGGGUUUGUGGGGAACAGGAGACAGGCUGGGCCGGCUGGGUCCCUUCAGGGCACCCUUCCCCGACCACAGCAGAUGGAAGGGCCGGAAGGAGCUCCGCACCGCACCGACGACAGGGAGGCCUGCUCUCAGCAGGAUGUCUGCGAGCCAACUGGUCCUUCGGGCUGUCUUCGGGGUGCCUAGCCCUUCUCUCUGCCCCACCCACCCUGGGCCUCCCAGAAACUCAAGAGCCUGCUGCAUUCACCUGCCCGCUGCCCUGCUUGGCACCUACCCUGGUGAUCCUCAUGUACCCAGUCAUUUCAUUUCGGACUGUAUGGCCUGGGGUGGGGGUGGGGCUCCCACGGCGACUUGUUUACAGCUGGGUGUGACUCAGUAAAGUGAAUUUUUUUUCCUUU